UGACGCAACUAGCUGGUCCACCUUAAAAGUGGGCGGGCUCAAGCGUUCUGGCCAAUCAGCGGUCGUCUUUGCAUUUAAAUAGCCCUGCGUGUCAAUCAUGUUUUCCUCCCCCCAGUCAACCUCCCCUCUCAAUCCCAACUACAUCUCUCAAUCGCCAUAUUGGGUCUGAGAAGGUUUGUCUGCAGUUUCUCUCACUACGGGACGAAAUUGACAGAGCGGCUUCACAUCCUGUGCACUUUGUUUUGAUGACCGGCGGAGACCACCUUCGGCUUCACGACACCGCGGCCGUUACCGUCUCCGGCUCGACGUAUGCAUGGCAUAAGUCGUUUUGCGCUUGUUUUGGAUCUUUCUCCGCGACGAGGAGAUACCCGUUGUUUUUGAGCGCUGUGUUUUUCUCGUGAAAACUGGACGCUCCCGGCUCUGUGAAAAAUCGCGUCUGUCUCGGGUGGAAAAUGUCAGAUGUUCGACUUUCAAACGGGAGCCCGACGCUGGAGCGGACGGACCCCCGGUUGUCGGAGCACCCGAAGCCGUCAGCCUGCAGGAGUCUGUUCGGCUCGGUAGAUCACGAAGAGUUAAAGAGGGAUUUAAAGGGACAUUUGCGGGAGCUGGAAGAGGCUGCCUCCGCCAAGUGGGGCUUCGACUUCGCCAAUCACACGCCGCUGGCCAACGGCAGGCUCGAAUGGGAACAAGUGGAUUGCAGAGGCGUCCCGGAUUUCUACAACCGGCAGCCGCGGAGGGAGAAAGGCGUCUGCUCCGCUGGGAAUAACAAUGUGGAUCUAAAUGGGAAUCAUAACUAUGUUGUGGUGGCUCCGAGCGAAGACACGGGCAGGUCUGACGGGCCGAUGGAGUGCACGGAGCAGUGCACCGGGAUGAGGAAAAGACCUGCAUGCCACGACCCCUCGGCCCAAAACAAGAGGUCACACACCAGCUCAGAGGAGGUCAGCUGUCCGAGCCGGAGCCACUCUGCAGAACACACACCCAGAAAGCCCAGUCCCAAGAGGCAAACGUGAGGACGAGAAACGAGCUGAAGAUGCAUUUCUCGCUUUUUUUUAUAUUUUAUUUUUUUUUACAUGGGAAACCUCAGUGUUGGCCGAUAUUUUUUUUUUUCUUUUUUUUUUUUUUUUUUGGAAGAGGAUCUACGCAGCAUCGGAAACAUAUCAACUCUCCUGAAGACGGGGGAGGACGCUGUUGAAGCACUGAAUAGAAACACUAAAAUUGUGGCACUCAAUUAAAAGUUACUGCCUCUAAAAGCAGUCGAUGUAGCAGUGUGCAAUUAGGUUUGAUUUCCUUUUUUGCUCCUUUUUUUAACUACCUGUGUGUAAAUAAAUAUAUAAAUAUAUAUAUAUUUCUAUAUAUAUAUAUAUAAUAUUUCUCUCCAUAUGUAGCACAUAAGAAAACAUUAUGAUUUAGAAACAAAUCCUUUAUGUAUAAAGGUGUGAAUUUUGAUUUGACUUGAAGAAUUGCAGUGUAGUUUGAUACAUGUUUCCAAAAUGCUGUUCUGUUUGUUAUAUCUAUAUAUUUUUUUUCUCGAAAGGCAGUGUGAUAUUGUCACAGACCCGCAUUGCUACAAUUAAAACAAAAAUCAUGGCUUCUUUACAGUUUCUUAACAGUGCGUCUUCACUCCGUCAUCUUCCUAUCUCAGCAGUGAAGAACGGUACAAAUGUAGCUCCCCUCUUGUAUUUAAAUUUUUUCUUCCUUCCUCUGGUCACUGCAGUGUCACCAAGUUCACCUGUGACAUCUAGUUCACGCAAAAUCAAUACAGGAAGAAAUGCUAUAUUUCUGUGAGGGCUUUCUUUCAAAAUCAGCCGGUAUUUAUUGUGUAAUUGAGGUGCUUUUAGCAUCAGUUGAAUCCUGGAAUAUAAUCUUUUUUUCCCCCCCUGUCUUUCUCUCUUAUGUUCUCUUGCACACCUCAGCCACAUUGUAAUGGUGUUUGAUUCCCCCCCCCCCCUUUGGAGUUGUGAGGUACUCAGAUAUUGAAGGACAAAGACCGUACAAACUGCACAGGUUGUGUUCUCCUUGACUGUAUUUGUUUCAUGAGCCUUAUUGCUCUUCAGAGAGGAGGCUUUCUGAGAAGGGUUGAAUGUCCUACAAUACCAAAUACAUGGUUGCUUCAAUACGUUUGCCAGCACUGCCUGUGCUCCUUAAUUGACUUCACAUUGUGUUACUUUGUGAUAUCCUAGACGUUUGUACUCUUUCUCCUUUUUUUUUUUUCCAUCAAUGUUGUUAGCCUGCUGAGGAUGCAACUGUGAGCAUCUAAAAGCUCCUCUUUAUUUGCCUGAAGUGUGGUUUAUAUUCAAAGAGCCCAGGGUGCACCUGGAUGGAGACAGAAAACAGCUCGUCUCAGAAAUGCAGUCACCAUGCCUGUGUAUUUGUGUAAAUCUUUGCAAUGUAUAUAAUUUUGUAAAAACACUGAGAAAUUAUACUAACUUAUUUAUGUCAAACUUUUUUUUUAAUGUAGAAUAAAAAAAUGGGUUUUUGAUUACGGUUAUCCAAAGUGGCAUUUACUUUAUUAUAAUUGUUUUAUUUUGUAAAGGCAUAUUUUUGGUAGUUUUUUUUUUUUCUUAUCAAUAAGGUUGCAAACUGAGCCUGAUAAAAUAUUUGAUGUGCAUUUUGUAAUGUGUGGUUAUAAAAUGUGUUGCAAUCAAUUAAAAGAGAAAAUUAAAUCUA
Acanthochromis polyacanthus (spiny chromis) is the source of this 2667-nucleotide messenger RNA. RefSeq names its product cyclin-dependent kinase inhibitor 1Bb (gene cdkn1bb). Gene Ontology annotation, molecular function: cyclin-dependent protein serine/threonine kinase inhibitor activity; protein-folding chaperone binding. Gene Ontology annotation, biological process: regulation of cell cycle; negative regulation of cell population proliferation; G1/S transition of mitotic cell cycle. Gene Ontology annotation, cellular component: nucleus; cytoplasm. The transcript is spliced from 3 exons. The record is from RefSeq and is a predicted model, not a curated record. NCBI's taxonomy places the organism in Eukaryota, Metazoa, Chordata, Actinopteri, Pomacentridae. Bases 453 to 1010 code for a protein of 185 amino acids.